This is a messenger RNA of Plasmodium inui San Antonio 1, 645 nucleotides long. RefSeq lists its product as hypothetical. The record is from RefSeq and is a predicted model, not a curated record. Lineage: Eukaryota; Apicomplexa; Aconoidasida; Haemosporida; Plasmodiidae. The transcript has 6 exons. Bases 1 to 645 code for a protein of 214 amino acids.
AUGGCCCAAAACCCAUGGUAUGUUCAAAAGUCCAAGGCACUAAGAACGAGCAAAUUGGGGAAGAUCAUCAACAAGUUCAAUCAGGAGUACGACCACUUGAUGUACAUGUCCAAAUUUAUGAACAUAAAAAAUACGCUGGACAGAAUCUACGAUAAUUCAGAACUGAUAAUAAACAAAAAAACGUUCAGCAUUGUUCGGAUAAGCUGUGUGGCCCACUUGCAACCGAGAUUCUUGAACAAUGUAAAGGACGGCCUGAGCGUCUACCUUUCAAACUUUAUGCUGAAGGCCAACCACGACGUGGAGGGAUUUACCAUAUGCUUCAACAGCAUCAAGCUGAAGGAGAAGGAGGCCAAAGUUAUCAAUGGCGACGCGUCCGUGAUGUUCUUCAAGAUAACCUUCAAUCUUCUGCUUCUCGUGCUGAAGGAGGACUACCGGAUAAAAGUCCAGAUUAACAAAAUAGAGCCCCUAAAGAUUCACCUGGACGUUUUUGGGAUCAUCGAAGCUACCUUCGCGGAGGAGCUAUUUAAGAAAUUCUCCUACAAUUCGAGAAAUAAUACCUUCAUAAAGGACAACAAGACUUAUUCCCUCAACGAUAUUAUUAACUUCACGAUAAAGAAGUAUGCUAAGGGGAGAGAGAGAAAAUAA